CGUACCAGUCCGUGUUGCGCGUCUGCACACUCAACUUUUUUUUGUCCUGAUUACAACUCCUCUGCUGCAACUCUCACUUUUUACUCCCAGCCGGCAGCGGAGGGAUGUUCUCUGGAAGGAGGAGGAGGAGGUUACACCCGAGCUGAACAUUUUCACCUUGGGAAGUUUGGGAGUCAGGCUGAUAACUUCUUCCCGGGGAGUUUGUGAAUGGAGGGAGACUUUUACGCAUUGAUUUGAGUGACGCAGGGUGAGAUGUUUUAAACGGAGGAAAUAAAAACUCAAAUCGACAUUUCCACCUAUUCUGAUUUUUAAUGGCAAGGGAUCGUUUUAUGGAAUUCUCACUGAUCGAUCAGUGAAACUUUCUGGAACUUCAGCAGCGAACUUCAUCACUCCUUCCCUUCUUUUUUAAAAAUCUUCCAACAGCCUUUUUUUUCCCCAGGAUCAUUACUUCAGCGGUGUCUUUCUUCCCCCCCUGCGGAUUUUCAAUUAUCCUCGCUUUGGAAGUAAUCUGAGUGGAUAUCAUGCCUCUGGAGAAGCGCGCCGCGCCGUGCCGGCUUUGGGUUCUGGCUGCGGCGCUGCUGCUGUGCGCUGCCUCGGUGACUGGAUGCCCACACAAGUGCAGCUGCUCCGGAUCCCAUGUGGACUGCCAGGGACUGGGUUUGAAGAGCGUGCCGAAGGGAAUACCGAGGAAUGCCGAGCGCCUGGAUUUGAACAGAAACAACAUUACCAGAAUCACUAAAGUGGACUUCUCUGGCAUCAAGAACCUCAGGAUUCUUCACCUUGAGGAUAACCAAAUCACUGUCGUUGAGCGAGGAGCCUUCCAAGACCUCAGACUGCUGGAGAGACUUCGCCUGAACAGAAACAAACUCCAGGUCCUCCCUGAGCUUCUCUUCCAGUCCAACCCCAAACUUGGACGACUAGACCUGAGCGAGAACCAGAUCCAGGCAGUUCCAAGGAAAGCUUUCAGAGGAAUCACCAGUGUCAAAAACCUGCAACUGGACAGCAACCACAUCAGCUGCAUCGAAGAUGGAGCUUUCCGAGCGCUGCGCGAUCUGGAGAUUCUCACCCUCAACAACAACAACAUCACCCUCAUCCCCCUGUCCAGCUUCAACCACAUGCCCAAGCUGCGGACACUGCGUCUGCACUCCAACAACCUCCACUGUGACUGUCACCUGUCCUGGCUCUCUGAUUGGCUCAGAGCCCGUCGAGGCUUGGCACCCUUUACCCAGUGCAUGGCCCCCGCCCACAUGAGGGGCCUCAACGUCCCUGAUGUGCAGAAGAAGGAUUUUGUCUGCAAUGGUCCAGCACAGACAGAACCAAGAACGUGUGUCCCUCAGAUAGCUGUGUGUCCACCCACCUGCAGCUGCAACAACAACAUUGUGGACUGUCGUCGUAAAGGUCUCACUGAAAUACCAGCCAACCUCCCUGAGGGCAUUGUGGAGAUACGUUUGGAGCAGAAUUUGAUUAAAAGCGUCCCUGCUGGAGCCUUUUCUGCCUACAAGAAACUCAAGAGAAUUGAUUUGAGUAAGAACCAGAUUUCUGACAUUGCAGCCGAUGCUUUCAGCGGCCUUCGCUCACUCACUUCACUGGUGUUGUAUGGCAACAAGAUCACAGAGCUGCCCAAGGGAUUGUUUGAUGGACUGGUUUCCCUGCAGCUACUGCUACUGAAUGCCAACAAAAUCAACUGUUUGAGAGUCAACACCUUCCAAGACCUUCAGAACCUCAACCUGCUGUCACUGUACGACAACAAACUGCAAACAAUCAGCAAAGGAUUGUUCGCCCCUCUGCGCUCCAUCAAGACUCUUCAUCUGGCACAGAAUCCCUUUAUGUGUGACUGUCACCUCAAGUGGCUGGCGGACUACCUGUUUGACAACCCUAUUGAGACCAGUGGAGCUCGCUGCAGCCAUCCCAGAAGGUUGGCUAACAAACGCAUCAGCCAGGUGAAAGGAAAGAAGUUCAGGUGCACAGGUCAGGAGGACUAUCGUAGCCGCCUAAGUGGGGAGUGCUUCCAGGACCUGGUGUGUCCAGAGAAAUGUCGUUGUGAAGGCACUGUGGUGGACUGCUCCAAUCUCAAACUGACCCGUAUACCUCCACACAUCCCUGAACACACCACAGACCUGAGGUUAAACGACAAUGAGAUUGCCGUGUUGGAGGUUACGGGGAUGUUUAAGAAGCUGCCAAACUUGAGAAAGAUCAACCUGAGCAACAACAAACUGAAGGACAUUCGUGAAGGGGUGUUUGAUGGAGCAGGCGGCGUUUUGGAGCUGUUGCUAACCGGGAACAAGUUAACCGGACUGCAGGGAAGAAUGUUCAAAGGCCUGACUGGCCUGAAAACUCUGAUGCUGAGAAGCAACCAGAUCAGCUGCAUUGACAACAGCACAUUUACGGGUCUCAGCUCUGUUCGUCUGCUCUCGCUGUACGACAACCGGAUCUCCAGUAUCGCCCCAGGAGCCUUCUCCACUCUGCACUCCCUGUCCACCAUUAACCUCUUGUCCAACCCGUACGUGUGCGACUGUCAUUUGGCCUGGCUGGGUCAGUGGCUGAAGAAGACGCGUGUGGUGAGUGGAAACCCUCGAUGCCAGAAGCCAGCCUUCUUGAAGGAGAUCCCCAUCCAGGAUGUAGCAGCUCCAGAUUUCACAUGUGAUGGUGCAGAGGAUAAUGGUUGUCUUCCUGCGUCUGGUUGCCCUGAUGUCUGCACGUGCUCAGACAGCGUGGUGCGCUGCAGCAACAGAGGGCUGCACUCUCUACCCAAGGGCAUUCCCAAGGACACCACCGAGCUAUACCUAGAGGGUAAUAUGCUGACAUCUGUGCCCAAGGAGCUAGCAGCCCUGAAGCAGCUGUCACUGGUGGACUUAAGCAACAACAGCAUCAGCACACUGGCCCCGUACACCUUCAGCAACAUGACUCAGCUGGCCACACUUAUCCUGAGCUACAACCAGAUCCGCUGCAUCCCGGUCCAUGCCUUCGACGGACUCAAGUCACUCCGCCUGCUCACUCUCCAUGGUAACGACCUUUCAACAAUACCUGAAGGAGCUUUCAACCACCUCACUGCUCUGUCUCACCUUGCUCUUGGUGCCAACCCUCUGUACUGUAACUGUGACCUGCGUUGGCUCUCUCAGUGGGUCAAGGCUGGCUUUAAAGAACCUGGCAUUGCUCGGUGUACGGGACCUCCUGACAUGGCUGACCGGCUGCUGCUCACCACACCGCUCAACAGAUUCCAGUGUAAAGGUCCUGUAGAUAUCAGCCUGAUGUCAAAGUGCGCCCCCUGCCUGGCAGUGCCCUGCCAGAACAAUGGCACCUGUGUUUCUGAUGCUACUGGGUCCUACCACUGCACAUGUCCACAUGGAUUCAAGGGUCAAAACUGUGAAAUCCCUAUCAAUGCCUGCAUCAGUUUCCCUUGCUCUAAUGGAGGAACCUGCCAUAUCCAGCCUGGACUAGGAGACCACUUCAGCUGUGUGUGUCCACCAGGAUAUGAGGGCCAGCGCUGUGAGAUAAACCCAGACGACUGUGAAGACAAUGACUGUGAGAACAACUCCACCUGCGUCGACGGAGUCAACAACUACACCUGCAUCUGUCCACCCAACUACACCGGUGACCUGUGUGAGGAGGUGCUUGACCCUUGUCUCCUUGGUUUUGACCCCUGCCAGCAUGACUCAAAGUGUGUCCACAUUGGCCGCAGCUACAGGUGCGAGUGUUUACCCGGCUAUGUGGGUCAACACUGCGAGCAGGACUAUAACGACUGCCUGGAGAACAAGUGUCAGCACGGGGCCGAGUGCGUUGAUGCCGUCAACGGAUAUACCUGCGUGUGUAAGGAGGGGUUCAGUGGCCUGUUCUGUGAGAACCCUCCACCAAUGAUCUUGCUGCAGACCAGCCCCUGCGACCAAUCAGACUGCAAGAACGGAGCCCAGUGCUUGGUGGUUUCUGGGGAGCCAGUCUGCCGUUGUAUGCCCAGUUUCUACGGCAGCAAGUGUGAGAAGAUGGCCACCGUUCACUUCCUGGGUCGGGAUGCAUAUGUGGAGCUGCCGGGCACUAAGCUCCGCCCCUCUGCACAUAUUUCAUUACAGGUUGCUACAGAUAAAGACAAUGGGAUUUUGUUGUAUAAGGAAGACCACGACCCACUGGCACUGGAGCUCUACCAGGGACACAUAAGGCUCAUCUACGACAUCGCCAAUUACCCACCUACCACUGUUUAUAGUGUGGAGUCUGUGAAUGACGGCCUUUUCCACACAGUCGAGCUGCUGAUCCAGAACCGCUCGCUGAGCCUGGUGGUGGAUAACGGCGCCCCUAAGAGCCUGGGCAAGCUAGCCCGCCAGCCCUCUGUUGACCACAACACCCAGCUUUACAUAGGAGGUGUGCCAGCUCAGGUGGUUGCCUCAGGUCUACGGCCCGGCCCUGAACGUUCCCCUCAAGCUUUUAAUGGCUGCAUUCAUAACGUCCGAAUCAAUGGAGAGCCUCAGGACCUGAGCUAUCGAACUGCAGGAGGAGCACGAACACAAGGGGUUGAAAGCAAGGGUGAUGGUAUUCUUGCAGGGUGUCACUCCUGCAGUGUGUGUGCCCAGGGUGCAUGCAGGGAGGGAGGAGAUACAGGCGUAACAUGUGAUUGUCCUCCAGGACGCACCGGAACCCUGUGUGACCAGACGACAGCACCGAGCCCCUGUCAGAACAGCAGAUGUGUGAAUGGUCAGUGUGUACCAAAGGCUCAGUCCUAUAGCUGCAAGUGCAAUGAAGGCUUCCAGGGUCAGUACUGUGACAGACGGCAAGAGCCUCCAGCCUGUAGGGGGCAGCGCUGUGGUCAUGGAGAGUGUCGUGUUUCUGAGGGAGGAGAGCCCGUCUGCCACUGUCAUCCAGCUUACACAGGGCCUACAUGUGAUACAGCGCUUUCAUGCCAAGGAGAGAUGGUGAGGGAGCAGCUGAAACGCCACCAGCCGCUGAGAACAUGUACAUCCACCAGUAAGAUUCCCCGCAUGGAUUGUCCACGAUCCUGCCAGGCAGCAGCACCCCCAGGCGUCUGCUGUGGCGUCACAAAGACCAGGAGGAGGAAGGUCAUUUUCCGCUGCACUGACGGCACCUCGUACUCAGAGGAGAUGGAAACUGCCCUGGAUUGCGGCUGCUCCAAGUGCCCGUUGUAACAUCACCCGCAUUUGCUAGUUUGUUUUGCAACACUCACCGCUGCCAUUUUGUGAAUUCCACACGUCCAAGAGGCUGUCGCUCUAAGAUUUUUCCACACAGAGGAGCACACCCGUCAUUUUUUUUUAACACCAUUGCCAAUUUUGGUUCCAGGAGAAACCACAAACAGAAACAGAAAUGGGACAUGUGUGCGUGUGUUUUUGACAGAGAGAAAAUAUAUUGUAAGAUAUAAGUGAAAAACAUAGAACUUAUUUUUAUUAUGGAUUUUUUUUCUCUAAAAGAUGACAAAAGGACUGAAGUUGUUUUUUAAUAUGUUGAAUAUAUAUUGUGUUACAUAGUAUGAAAAGUUAUUUUGUACCUUGUAAGGAGAGAAAAUACACAGUAAAAUAGAUUAACAUUCCUUAAAAGUAUAUGAAUUUAUCUGUAUAAAUCUAUAUAUAUAUGUACCCUAACCCAAUGAAUUUUAUAUUUUCAAAGUGUAUUUGCAUGAUGUAAUGUGAGGGCUGAAGUUUGGGAAGCUUUGGACACUGAAAGAGGAGAGCAGAGAGAGUCUUCUCCUUUCAUCAACAGAAAAGAUGACCAUCGUUUGUUGCUUUCUCUUGGAGAAGAAGGGAACUGUAUGUGCCUAGCUCACCUGUUCGCCAUAUAACGGACAUCAUCCUCACAUGUGAGCUUUUGGAGAAUCCAGAAGAGACUCUGUCAACAGAGAUGAUCUAACACUUUGUCCUAAUAAUGUUUCUUUUGAUAGUUUGCUGUUAAAUGCCAGACAUGAGGUACACACGAAAACUGACAGAAACUCUUUAUUUAGAAUCUAACGUAAUAAAAAAGUCAAGAUCAAACCAUCAAUAAAGAAAUAAUUCUGUAAAGCCAGCAUCCAGCCCAUGAGCAGAUAUUGAUACAGUCAACAUGAAAAGUUUUUUUUUUCUUUUACUGCCAGACUCAAAGCAGUGUGAAAAACACUGAAAUGUGCCUCAUUUCUUCUAGUAGUUGGAAAUAUGCUACCGCACACAAAUCACACAGUCAGUACGUCUACAUGCAUGUUUAAAAAGGCUGAAAUAUUGUGUUAGACUCUUAAAACAAAUGUUAACUUGUUAGUUCUUGUUAGUAGGCUAACUGAAUCUCUCAGAGAUUGACUAACAUACCCAGAUAAUAUUCUGUAGGUUCUCUUUCAUCCAUACGUUUUUAAAGAGGGUAAGUGGACUUUGUUCUGGUUCGAGGCAAUACUGGACUAUGAAGCAAAUUUGGUUGUGGUAUUUUUUAUGCCAACCAGCCUUUUACUUCUGAUCAAACAUGAAAUAUCUCGCUGUUCCUGUGGCGCCUUGAGUACUGCCACCAAAUUAUUCCCACACACUAUUGCAAAGCUGAGAAGUAAACACGAUAGAUUAAUGGAUGUAUGUGUUUUCACUGACUCUCUUGUUGUUGGAGGUGAACAUGGCGACAAGUCGAAGAAUAUAAAAAUAAGCUGUCAUGUAUGGGAGCAUAUUCCAGCCUUGCUCCUGCACUGGCCUCCUGAUGGUCACUGCCAGGCCUGCACCAGGCCUGUCUCUCCAGGUAUCCUCCCAGCUGCCCCCUCCACAACGCACACUGUCACCCCCAGCAUCUGGACCAGCACACUGGGUCCUGGGAAUCCAGUAUGCGGUGAACUGGAUCAGGCCUUGGGAAGUGUGCCAGGUACCAUAAAAGUGCAGCUGCUGUUCCCGUAUCAGGCAGCUGACCCUUCCAGUCUUUACCCUCCUUAGCAACAAUACCCAAAGAUGUGCCAAAGAGAAGUUAUCACAAAGGUGUCCAGUUGGUGCCUUUGGCCAUCAGUCAGUCUCCAGGCCUCACGACAGUAUAGUAAGACCACUAGGACCAAGGACUGAAAGACUCUGACUUUCGUCCAUAUGCUCAGAUGUAGGAAACGCCACACAGCAUAAAUCAUAACAAAAAAAAAAAAAAUCAAACACCAAAAAAAUGCCAUGUAUGCCAGAUUCCCAGUCUAGCGUUGGUUUGAGAAGCUGUUUGCCUCUACUCCAAAAGGCUUUUCACACCUAGAUAAUGUGGUUGGAGAUUGAUAAACUCUUGCAUAUGGACAUGUCAGUUGGACCCAAACUAGACUAGGCCUUCUGUGCAUGCUUCACAAACUCCACAUCAAGCUUUGACCCAGAAGUUGAACAGCGUAAAUGCCAAGCAUAGCAGAUACAGUCAUCUGCCUUUGGAUAAUACUGGGGUAUGGCCUCUUAUUAUCUCAUCUUAUCUUAUUUGGUCCAAAAGUAAAGCAUAGAGCGUGUCCACGUUUUCACUGUUCGACAAACAACCAGUGCUUGCUAACUUGUUAGCACAGUCAGUACGAAGAAGGUCCAUAAUUGGCUUGAAUUGAAUUGAUCCUUACCAAGCUAUCCACAUAUCUCAGCUUUACUCUGCAUGUAAACGUACUGAAUGAUGUCACAGUGUCACACUGAGUACAAAUCACUGCCGCACUGCAGCCAAUCAGACAUAAAUAACUGAUGUCAUAUAAUCAAACAUAAGAAACACACUCAGCUUUCUAAAGAGAUAAUCAACACAAGACAGUUUUCUUUAUAAAUAGGAGAGCUGUUAUAAAUGAAGCCUUAUGCCAAAGCUCAUUGUUUUUGCCUUAACAGACAAGCAUGUCAAAUUAUUCAGAGUCCAUGUACUUACACAGAUUUAAGUGCCUAGGUGUAUGCGUACACUUGUUUUAAAAAAAAGUUGUUGCAAUGGUGGGAGCUGCUUUUUGAAGGUUCAGUUACAUGUGGAGGUUGACAUCUGUUUCAAAGUCAACACAAUUAAAAUACGCUUAACUUCCCAAAGGAAAAUGUUGAUUUUAUUAUUUAACCCUUCCUACUGCGCUGAUCAGGAUGUCAAGGCAGGUAAAUAAAAAAACCUUCAGAAGCCCUUAAUUCCUAAAAAGUUUUUUUAUUGUAAGGACCAAUUAAUGUCCAGUCUGAUAACAGAAACCUCCACAUGAAGUACACAAAGCAGCUUCUAUAACAGGUGAA
Messenger RNA from Cheilinus undulatus (humphead wrasse), 8123 nucleotides. RefSeq names its product slit homolog 3 (Drosophila) (gene slit3). Gene Ontology annotation, molecular function: Roundabout binding; heparin binding; calcium ion binding. The record is from RefSeq and is a predicted model, not a curated record. The transcript has 38 exons. The coding region runs from base 522 to 5129 and encodes 1535 amino acids. Gene Ontology annotation, biological process: axon guidance; negative chemotaxis. NCBI's taxonomy places the organism in Eukaryota, Metazoa, Chordata, Actinopteri, Labriformes, Labridae.